AUGGAGAAUCAAGACAACGACAAAAUAGUAUUAGAAAGACCUAUUGGCUCCGAGGAUACAAAAAUGCUACGAACAAACGGCAAACAUUCUGAUGAUGAAAAUAAAUCUAAACUCGAUAUUAGUAAAAACUCUACAAAGCUUUCAAACGACAAGACAGCACGUUUUUCUGAUAUUAGCACUAUUUUAUAUGCUAUUAUAUUUGGAAUGCUAUUUGGAUUCUUUAUGAACAAAGGUACUGUAUUUGUAGCUCCAACUAUUCGGAAACAAAUGUUAUUUCAACGUUUUGCAAUGCUGAAAAUGUUUCUUGCUGCUGUUGGAACGUCCAUGUUGAGUGUGGCGUUACUUAGUCUUUGUUGUAAUAAAUUAUAUACAAAAAUCCUCAAUGGUUAUAUUGAACAUAACAGUCGUCGUGGAAUUCUUCAUUAUCUUCUUGGCGGAACUCUAAUCGGGUUAGGCAUGGUAACAUGUGGUAGUUGUCCAGGAACAGUAUUCGUUCAAGUUGGUUCAGGUAUUAUCAAUUCGUUAUUUACUUGUUUGGGUGGUCUUCUUGGAACCUAUUUCUACUAUAUAUUUGUUCAUGAACGUGUUUCACGUGAAAAAUUUCCAUCGACAUCUCUCGUCCUUCGGCGUGUGUCUGAUCUAUUACAUAUUCCUAGUGUUGUUUUUCACAUAGUAUUCGGUGUCUUACUUCUUGGUAUAUCGAUUGGUCUAGAAUUUGUUGUUUCUUGGAAAUCGGAUCUCAAUGAUAAUCUUUUGAGAAAAGGUACUCUGAAUCCAGAGAGAACAUUUGGCCACAUUUUUGGUAUGGCUGCUUGGCCACCAUCGAUUUGUGGUGCUGGUGUUGGCUUGUUACAAUUAUUUUUCAUAUUUUUUCUUGAGAAAUCCUUAGGAGCUUCAUCAGCAUUUACUGUGUUUGCAGCCCAAUUGUGUCGAAUUACAACGAUUGGUCAAGCACUACCAUCAUUGAAUUCAUUUGCGUUUGGAUUGAAGAAUCAUGUAGCUCUUCUUUUUGCGUUCGGAGCAAUAGCUGGUAGUGCUCUAUCAUCAAGUUUAUCGCAAACAAUUCCAUUGGGUGCAGAAAACGGAGCUAAUAUAGUUAGUAGUCUCGUUGGAGGCUUUCUACUAUUGUUAGGAGCACGAUGUGCUGGUGGGUGUACAAGUGGUCAAGGCAUUUCAGGUAUGACACAUCUUCUGGUUGGAUCGUACAUUACUACAGCAUGCAUAUUUGGUGGUGGCAUUAUUUUCGGAUUCAGCACGUGGCUAAGUAACGAUGAAUGGCGUUUUCAGAACCUUUGA
This is a messenger RNA of Rotaria socialis, 1296 nucleotides long. NCBI's taxonomy places the organism in Eukaryota, Metazoa, Rotifera, Eurotatoria, Philodinida, Philodinidae. The record is from the annotation of a GenBank genome assembly.